Messenger RNA from Phytophthora infestans T30-4, 321 nucleotides. RefSeq lists its product as uncharacterized. Bases 1 to 321 code for a protein of 106 amino acids. The transcript has 2 exons. NCBI's taxonomy places the organism in Eukaryota, Oomycota, Peronosporomycetes, Peronosporales, Peronosporaceae. The record is from RefSeq and is a predicted model, not a curated record.
AUGGACGAUAUGAUGCCCGAAGCUGUCGUCUUCUCGGUCGAUUUUUUCAACGCCUUCUACAUCGCAACUAGCAUGCAGAACGCUUCAUCUACGGCAACCGUCGUCAUUAUCAUGGUCGUUGAUCUUUUCCACACGUUCUACGCUCUGAAAAAUCUCCAACGACGAGCGUCCAGUAUUAUGAAGAAGCUCCACGAGGACGACCAAAAGCUGCUUGACGUUGCUUACUUGCUCCUUCGCACUCAAAAACUAGAGAGUAUCAACAUUGCUCACAUUCAGAUUCACUCAUGGGUCGACUUUACCUUCGAGUUUGACUGGGUAUAA